Penicillium angulare is the source of this 339-nucleotide messenger RNA. RefSeq names its product DASH complex subunit DAD1. The record is from RefSeq and is a predicted model, not a curated record. The transcript has 3 exons. Gene Ontology annotation, cellular component: DASH complex; mitotic spindle; spindle microtubule. The coding region runs from base 1 to 339 and encodes 112 amino acids. Lineage: Eukaryota; Fungi; Ascomycota; Eurotiomycetes; Eurotiales; Aspergillaceae.
AUGGCUUGGCCUUCUUCUACGUCUGGCUCUGGUGGGCGUGCUGCGACACCGACUGUCUUUGAGCAGCAGCGGGAGGAAUUGGUUCGUGAGAUUGCGGUGGGUAUGGAGCAAGUGCUUCAGAAUAUGAAUCGGUUGAAUCGGAAUUUGGAGAGCAUUAUUACGGUCGGGAACGAAUUUGGAUCUGUCGAGGCGCUGUGGUCCCAGUUUGAGAACUUUAUGGGCCACAAUCAGGAGACCGAAGAUAACAGUCAAGGAAAGCGGAAGGUUAGCGGGGAGAGCGAAGGACAGGACCAGCCUAUUAAGAAAGAGGAGGAUGAUGAUGAGUCUAUGCUACGAUAA